UACAUAUGUACAUACAUGUACAUUACAUAAAUGUAUAUAAAUACAAAAGAAUAGAAGGAUUGGUAUCACUGAUUAUUAUUCAUUUACUCAUACAGCUGCGCUGCAUACAGUGUUUAACCUAGAUGUAAAGCCAGAAGAGUAUGGCUGCGUACUGUCUCAGAAGGUGUCCUCAGCAAUGAAAAUGAAUAAUUGUUUAGUGUUCAAGUAAAUUAUCAUUGUUUUACAUAGCUUUGUUAGAAUGGAGUUGGGCUUAUCCAACACGUUGUUGGCGGGUGAUCCACGAUUAGUUGAUCACAUCGUUGGAGAAGUUAAAUCCCAAGGGAUUUUCGAUCAGUUUCGGAAAGAAUGUAUCGCUGAUGUUGAUACAAAGCCAGCAUAUCAGAAUUUACGUACAAGAGUCGAAGGAUCUGUAAAUUCCUUCCUUAGUAAACAAUCAUGGAAACCAGAUUUAAACAAGAAUCAGCUACGAGAAAAUUUACGCAAACACAUCCACGAAGCUCCUUAUUUAGAUGCCGGUGUAGAGCGUAUAGUAGAUCAAGUAGUACAUCCAAAGAUAUAUUCUGUUUUUAUGUCCCACAUUGAAGAUGUAGUAUAUACGUAUCUUGGCAUAGAGAGACCUAAAACAAAAGAAAAAAAUGGUGCUUGUGGCCUUAAAGACUUACUACCCAAAGAUUUGGAUCCUGUUUCACCAGAGUCUGAUAAAAAUAGCUUGAAAGAUGUAUCUUUGGAGUCUGUGGAUGCAAUGGAAGACUUGGAAGUAACAAAGGAAGAAAAAUUGUUUCACGAAGAGAAAUUACAGGAAGAUGAACUUUCUAAUGAAAAUAAUAAAGACAAUGCUUCAGAAAAUGGACAAAUCUCGUCUGAGGAAAAAUCAUUAUUUGAAAGUGAUAAAACUCUUCAUAAGACUGAUAGCAAUUUAAAUUUAAAUACAUCUGGCAAAUCAGAUGAUAAGAUGGAAGAGGAGGAAGAAGAUAGUCCUACAUUUGAACCAAUAGAUAUUAUGAAUUUGAAUGAAUCUAAUAUUUCCAAUGAUUCACAUUUAUCUGGAAUAUCAGAAUUAACUAGCCAUAGAUCCAGAAGUCCCGACUUUUGUAAUGAAUUGUCAAGAGAUAAUUUUGAUUACAGCAAUCAAGAUUCACAAUUAAGUAAAGUUUCUUCUGACUCUCGAUUGUCGAUUGUAACAGAUUUUGGUUCUUCAAAUCAUGCAUCAACACCCAUACAUGAUGCAUUGAAGGAUGAAGUCAAUAGAGACAAAUGUGAUGUUAAAAAUGUUAAAGACAAUUUUAAAGCUGUCAGAGACUAUGAAUCUAAUAAGAAUAAAAAUAAAAAUAUUUUUGAAGUAAAUAAAAAUAAAGAUAUACAAGAUGUUAAAGAUUCUAAAAAUAAUAAAUACAGUUUAUCUACGAAAGAAAAUUCUCGUGAUGCUACAGAUAGUAGCGUAAAAGAUAAGUAUGAACACAAACACAGAGAUAGAAGUAGAGACAGUGAAUCUAAAUCAAAAUCGAGAGACAAGAAUCAUGUUAAAGAUGGAAAACAUCAUAGGGACAGAAGUAGUGACAAAAAGAAGCAAAGAAGUCAUAGCAGUACAAAAUAUGAUAAGUAUGACAAAAGUAAAUCUAAAGAGAAAGGCGAUUUACCAAAAGACAGCGAUAAAAAUAAAGAUAUGGAGAAGGAUAAUUAUACUAAAGUGAAAGAAGACAAGACAAAGGACACAGACAAAAAGGAUAACAUUAGUAAGGAAGGAAAAGAUUUAAAAGAUCUCUACAAAGAAAAAAUUCGUGAACUUAGAGAGAAAAAGGAAUUAACCGAGAAGGAAAAGCUAAACAAAGAUAAUAGGGACACAAAACCAAACAAAGAAAAUAAAGAUAAGAAAGAUUCACUGAAAGAUAAGAAAUCGUAUAAAAAAGAUCAUAAAAGUUCUUUUUCUAAAAGCUCAACUUUAAGUUCUAAUGAAAGUAAAGUUGCUAAAGCAUCGGAAAAAGUCGAUGGAAAGGAAAGGAGAAGCGAAUCAAAAGAUAAAAGUAAACGAGAUGAAAAGCGUAGUUCAAAAGAUGUAAAGUCGAAAAAUCAUAUGAGUACUAAAUCUGAUUUAACUGAAAAAUCUGAGAAACAGGAUAUGAAAAAAAUGAUUAAAAACGAGAAGAAUGAGAAAAUUGAAAAAUCUGACAUUAAGAAAGAUGUCAAGUCAAGCAAUGAAAAAAUAAAUGGCAAAAAAGAUACAAAAAAUCAGGUAAAUAAAAGCUCUACUCGAAAUGAAAAACUAGAAAGCAAGAAGGAUAGUAAAAGUGAAAUACAAAAUAAGGAUAAGAAGCGGAGAGAAGAGAAGAAAUCCAAGUCAAAAGAUGAUCACUCUAGUUUAAGAAAGAAUUCUAAUGAUCGGCGCUCGACAGACAGAGACGGUUCGAACGGGUCUAGCAGUAAAAGCUCGCAGUCUAGUAAUUUUAGUUCCAAUAUUGGAAGUAAUAAGUCAGGUUCAUCAACCUCGUCUAAAGAAUCAAAUCAUAUUAGCAAUUCCAGUAGUGAAACAUCAGAUAAUAUGGAAGAAACACAUACAAAUGACUUGAGAUUAUCAUUAGGACAGUCAGAUUAUAAAUUCGACAAUGCAGAGUACAAAACAGAUGAUAGCAGUAACUAUGAAACACAUAUUAAACAAGAAUCUGAACUGAAUGAUGUUAACUUACCUUUGAAGAAACGAUCAUUACAUGGUGAAGAUACUAAUGGUUCAGGAGAAGUGAAACUAAAAAAACCGAAAUUUGCAAAAAAUAUACACGAAGCUAAAAAGUUAAUGAAAAUUAGAAAACAAAUAGAAAAACAGAAGCUUAAAGAAAAUAAGAAGGUAGAGAGGAAACAUCAACACAAAGUUGAACCUCUAACACAAUCCAACUCUUCAAAUAAUGACAAUUUUGAAAGUGUACCGGAUGAAGAACGUGUACAAAUAAUAGAAAUACCAGAUGAGGAAUAUGAAGAACCUUAUCCUGAAAAUCACACUAAUUUAACACUGGAAGAGAGAUCAAUAAUGAUGUUACAAAGUGAAGCAGGUACAAAGGAUCUAUUAGAAGUACAUUCUGACUUAAAGUUAAAAUUGUCAGACAUGGAGUUGUGCAUCCAAAAGUCAUUAUGUGAAACACUUCCCAAUAAGAGAUUAGAACACACAACACAUAAUAGCAGUGAAAGAAGUGAAGACUUAGAAAACAAAGAAUUUCUGAUAUCUACAAUAGGAAACUCUAUAAAAAACAAGAUUCUAGAAUCAGAAAGUGCGAACAAUUAUCGAAAUAUAGAUAAGAAGAAUGAAAUAUCACAAGAAGCUGGUACAUCUAAAAUAGAGAAAAGUAUAAGGUCUCAAGAAGUAAAUUCUUCUUGUAUCAUUCCUGAAGUGAGUAGCAAAGGCAAAGCAAUGAACCAGGCAAAUACACCAGAUCUUGAAACAGAUACUAUAAAUCAUUUGAAACAUAGAGAAGAUAUAGAAACAUCUAGGAAUGAACGUAUUCUUCAAAAUGCUCAAAAUAAUAGCCUUUCCAACGUAUGUAGAGAUAUAGCUGAAGAAUAUCAUCUGGUACAUGCUAGCAAUGAAUCUCAGGCUAUAGAAUCUACCUCGAUGGCAGCUGAAGACAAUGAAGACUGUCGUUAUUUCAAGGCAGACAAUGGGAUAUCCGAAAAAUUCUCCAAUUUCUUAGAAUCACUGGAAUUAGUAGAAAAUAGUUCCUUAGAAGAAAUAAUAGAAAGUUUAGGAGGCCAAGUUGUAUCCUCAAUACCAAAAGCUAUGGCACCACCUUUGCCAAAACGCAAACUUUCAACUAGUCCAUUGUCAGAUAUAUUAUUAAAUAACUCAAAUAAUAACAAUGAUGGCCAUAAGAAAGUGUUAAACAUACCGAAUGAAGAUGUUUUGAACACUAUAAAGAAAAGGAAACUUCUUGGAGUCAAAAAGCAAAGACUACAAGCAAAUAUAUGUGCUCCACAAGGACUACUAAACGGAGAAAAUUUUGUUAUGCCCUUAAGCCCAGAAAGCGAUGUGUCUGCAACUAGUGAAAAAAUACCAUCAUCUAAUUUAAUUAAAGAAGACAAAGGCCGGCAUAGAAGCAGUCAACGUUACUCAAGCGAUGACUUAUACAAACCACGUCCAUUAUUUGCAAGUUCUUCUCGCAGAAGUAGGAGAUCUAACCAGGCAUAGCUAUUAGUACGUAGUUUCAGGUGGUAAAUUAUCUUUUACUUUAUGUAAUAUAAGAAGUUCUAGUUGUUGAUUCUUAAAAUAUACUACAUGCUAUAUUUGAAUCACAUAUUUUUAAACUCAUUAGUACAUACAAUAUUGAAGUGACCAAACGAAAUGUACAGAUUAUUACUUACAUUAUGGCAGUAUGAAACAUUAUUUUAUAUGCAAGAAAUUUAAAUCAAUAUCUUUAAGGCUAUUUUAAAUAUAUGUUGCAUCCGAAAGAUUAACGAAUUCCUAAGUUAUUAAAAAAUAGGUACUUCCAUGUAUUCUUCUAUGUCGGUGUUGUAUAAAAUAUGCUCAGCCUAAUACUUAAAACAAAGUGGUGCAUAUCUAUGAAAAUACAUUUUGUUUGUGUUAUAA
Molecule: messenger RNA, 4567 nt
Organism: Megalopta genalis
Lineage: Eukaryota; Metazoa; Arthropoda; Insecta; Hymenoptera; Halictidae
Product: Biorientation Defective 1
Biological process (GO): replication fork processing
Cellular component (GO): Set1C/COMPASS complex
Source: RefSeq, a predicted model, not a curated record